CACAACACACCGCCCCGUUUAUGGAAGUCUCCAGAGACCAAUAUUAAUCAUGAAAUCUUCAAGAGUUAUCAAUCAUGAAAUCUUCCCCAACUUAUAAAAGCCAUCUCCAUAACAGUUCUUUCCCCAAAUCAUCGAAGUUUUCGGAUUUCGAUCAAUUUCUAUAGACGUACACGCAGAGGAGAUCGCAGCUGUUGAACGGUCGUCGUAUCGGAAGCCGGAAUAGUUUUCGCGAUUUUUUCCGUCGCCGUCGGGAUUGAAAGUUCGUUAUCUUGAGUUUCCAAUAGCAAAUUACUUUUAAAUUCGGUUUCUUUUAUGUUACUAAUUUAGGCACUGUUUCAAUUGUUUGACCUUAUGGCUUGUGUGGUACAAAGCUUUUUGUGUGUGCAAUAUGAUAUUUGAAUUCGUUUACGCUUUACCAUUGCAAUUGUGUUAGGGUCCUUGCGUCUUUUGGUGGAUUUUAUUCAUAAUUGAACUAGUAUUUGAAAUUGACUGAUUGAAAAAAUUGAAUCUUGUGUGUGUAAUCUUUAGGACGUAGUCUUAAAUUUGGUUACGUUAGGCUUAUUUUUCGGUGUUUCUUCCAUAGGGUUUACUUUGUUCUGAUCGGAUUCUGUUGGUUAAACUGGUGUCAUAUCGGUCAUUGUGUUCAGCCAGGAUUUCCCUUUUUUUUUUAAAUUUGUUUGUAAAACCACGUUGAUGGUCACCAGAUACUCUAUUUCUUUGCAGACUCUAAUGAGGAUUACUUGAUUUCUUUUCCGGUUUUCUGGAGGGAGCUAGUUAAAUUAAUUACUCGCAUAGGCUUGCCCCCAACCCAACUUCGCUGACCGUUAUUGUGUGCCAAGUAGUUUUCAAUUGAUAUUAACCUGUGUCUUUGAAUCUUUGAAAAUAUGUUUCUUCUGGUCCGUGUCCAGAAUAUUGAUAUGUAUCAAUUGGUAAACUACUUACUGUUUGUAAAAUAUAAUAAGUAACUGAAUACUUGUGUUCAUCUCUAAUUGAACUGACAUCAAAUCUCUUUAUAAUGUUUAUCUCACAAAGACCAAAAAGUGGAUAGCUGAUAUUGUUUUAUGAGACAGACGUAGUUAAUAUUCUUGCAUCUCAAUAGCAUUGCCUUCUCUUCCAAUUUAGGAGUUAUCAAACAUCGUUUAUGUAGAGAAAUGGAUUCUAUGGAUUUUGAUUGAUUACAAUCUGGUCGCUUGGGGAAGUCUUUGAUUGGCUGGCCAUUAAUUUAUGCAAUGGCUACAUCAGAUCCAUUUCUUGCUGCUAGUUUCAGCUUAUGUUGAAAUGGAGUUUUAUUUGUCUGAAUUUCUUUCACUGUUUCCAGCUUGUAAUCAUCAAAUGAUAGUGAUAUUUUAUUUAUGCAUGCCCAUUUAGCUGUGUGUUACAAAGUUCAGUUUCCAAGAAUUUCUUGUGGUGCAUAUUCUCAUUGUGCCAUCCCAAAGGGGUGUUAAGUUUUUCAUGGACCAUAAUAUCUACCUGGUUUUGUGCUACACGGUGAAGCAUGCGUGAGGUGGGGGUCUAAAUGAGUGUUUAAACAGCUUGGUGAUGUGACCAAUGGAGAUGAUAAAAGAUUGGAUGCGAUUAGGUUAUGGGUGUGAAUAUGUGAUAUCAUUAGGUUGCAGCAAAGCUGUUUUACAGUAUACUUUCUGGCCAAUAUAAGUGAAGGAAAACUGGCUUCAGUCUGUUACGUCAUGAGCACUGGUGUGGUUGUUGUGUUGGGCCCAUUUUUUACAAGUGGCAUUAGGUGUUCCAUUUUAAGGAAAAUCACGGUUCAUAAAUAUGGAGACAUUUUGUCCAUCUUCCAUAUCUGAUGUUCGAUAUCUUUGUUUUACAUUACCGUUCUCCUAACUCGAUGAUAUUUUUUUGAGUGAGAUGGUCUGUACGAGAACCAGCUGCUUCUGAAACCUGAUAUUCCAAGUGGCGUUAAGUGCAUGGUUAGGCAAUGAUAAUUAGGUUUUUACUUCUCAAACUAUGUACUUAGUGAAUAACGUGGAUUCACAAAAUCAUGAGCUUGGAUCAUGGGAUCUGGGAAAAGAGUUACACCCAAAUGCUCCCUCUAUUGCCAACCCAAUACUCUGUCCCCAAGUCUCUUCUCCAUCUCAAGUUCGUACUUUGCAGUCCAUCCAGUUAGACUUGAGAGCUAAUGGUUGUUGGGACAGAAUUUCAUGAUUGAUAACUCUUGAAGUAUGGGUGAGCCUUAUUCAUAAGUCCUUAUGGUAGUAUGAAGAAGAUUUGGUGCUGAAUGGUAGUUGAGGUUAUGCCACUUUUUGGUGGUAUCUUAAUUAGAUGGAUGUGGGCUUCUUCAAGAAUCAAGAAACCAUGCGGUGGAUAUCUUCAUUCGUGGAAGCUUGGAAUUUAUCACUGCUGAAUUGUAGUUAUAUUAGACCUACUUGUUUUGGUGACGACUCCUCUUGGAGUUUUCUGGUUGCAGCUGUUCAACAUAGGUUGGACAAUGAUGUUGCUGAUUUCAACUGAUGUGCUGCAGUGUGUUUUCAGCUGUAGUAGUUGUUAAUUUGAUCUUUAGAGUCUGAAUGGAUGAGCGAAUUAAUCUUCCUGCAAGUUUGCACCUUCAAGGGAGCAGCGAAGAAUAUACUACACAAGCUAUUGCCCCCACAGAGGAACCAAAGUUAUGCAAUGAUCAUAUGCAUACGGAUAGUGGGCACUUUGAUAGGGAGACUGUGAACAUGGAAAUUCCUGAUGAUGAGUCGCUUGAGUACGGAUGUUCUCACUAUCGUCGACGGUGCAGAAUCAGGGCCCCUUGUUGUAAUGAGAUAUUUGAUUGUCGUCAUUGUCAUAAUGAGGCAAAGAAUGACAUCAAUGUUGAUCCAGAAGAGAGACACACCAUUCCUCGCCAUCAGAUCCAACAGGUUAUAUGCACCCUUUGUGGCACCGAACAAGAGGUUCGGCAAAUGUGCGUCAAUUGUGGUGUGUGCAUGGCAAAAUACUUCUGUGGGGCAUGCAAGCUUUUUGAUGAUGAUAUUUCCAAGAGACAGUACCACUGUGAUGGAUGUGGUAUUUGCAGAAUUGGUGGGCAGGAGAACUUUUUUCACUGUGACAAAUGCGGAUGCUGCUACUCAAAUCUUCUGAGAGAAAGUCACCCGUGUGUUGAACUAGCAAUGCACCAUGACUGCCCUGUAUGCUUCGAGUAUCUGUUUGACUCGAUAGAUGAUGUUGCGGUCAUGCCUUGUGGCCAUACCAUUCAUAAGAACUGCUUAAAGGAGAUGCAACAACACAUGCAAUAUGUUUGCCCUCUCUGCUACAAGUCGGUCUGCGAUAUGUCAAAGUAUUGGGAGAAGCUGGACAUGGAAGUCGCAGCUACGCCGAUGCCAGAAUUCUAUCAUAACAAAGUGAUAUGGAUCUUGUGCAAUGACUGUGGAAGCAAUUCUGAAGUUGGUUAUCAUGUGGUGGGUCACAAGUGCCCCAGUUGCAAGUCCUACAACACUCGCCAAACUAGAGGCUGAGCUUUGGGUGGCAUUGUAUGAUAUGAGCAUCUUCUCAUUUUGGAUUGUUGUAAUUUUUGUUGUAAAAAAUGUGAAUUCAUACAAUAUCAUGUUUUUAUGGUGAGAUAUGUAAUUUUAUAAAUAUUUUUUUCC
Molecule: messenger RNA, 3587 nt
Organism: Cynara cardunculus var. scolymus (artichoke)
Lineage: Eukaryota; Viridiplantae; Streptophyta; Magnoliopsida; Asterales; Asteraceae
Product: probable E3 ubiquitin-protein ligase RZFP34
Exons: 13
Coding region: 2526-3455 (309 amino acids)
Biological process (GO): protein ubiquitination; ubiquitin-dependent protein catabolic process
Cellular component (GO): nucleus
Molecular function (GO): ubiquitin protein ligase activity; zinc ion binding
Source: RefSeq, a predicted model, not a curated record